Messenger RNA from Chinchilla lanigera (long-tailed chinchilla), 6317 nucleotides. It is a transcript of the gene Itsn2, whose product is annotated as intersectin 2. Gene Ontology annotation, cellular component: presynaptic membrane; clathrin-coated pit; plasma membrane. The record is from RefSeq and is a predicted model, not a curated record. NCBI's taxonomy places the organism in Eukaryota, Metazoa, Chordata, Mammalia, Rodentia, Chinchillidae. The transcript has 28 exons. Gene Ontology annotation, biological process: endosomal transport; positive regulation of Rho protein signal transduction; clathrin-dependent synaptic vesicle endocytosis. Gene Ontology annotation, molecular function: calcium ion binding; protein binding; guanyl-nucleotide exchange factor activity. Bases 34 to 3489 code for a protein of 1151 amino acids.
AUGGCUGACAGCUAGCAAGGAAAAUUCAGGACCAUGAUGGCUCAGUUUCCCACAGCUAUGAAUGGAGGGCCAAACAUGUGGGCUAUUACCUCUGAAGAACGUACUAAGCAUGACAAACAAUUUGAUCACCUCAAGCCUUCAGGAGGUUACAUAACAGGUGAUCAAGCACGUACUUUUUUCUUACAAUCAGGUCUGCCGGCUCCUGUUUUAGCUGAAAUAUGGGCCUUAUCAGACCUGAAUAAGGAUGGGAAGAUGGAUCAGCAAGAGUUCUCCAUAGCUAUGAAACUCAUCAAACUAAAGCUUCAAGGCCAACAGUUGCCUGUGGUUCUCCCUCCCAUUAUGAAACAACCCCCUAUGUUCUCUCCAUUAAUUUCUGCUCGUUUUGGGAUGGGAAGCAUGCCCAAUCUGUCCAUUCCCCAGUCAUUGCCUCCAGUUGCACCUAUAACAGCGCCCUUGUCCUCUGCAACUUCAGGGACCAGCCUUCCUCCCUUAAUAAUGCAAACUCCCCUAGUGCCUUCUGUUAGUACAUCAUCGUUACCAAAUGGAACCGCCAGUCUCAUCCAGCCUCUGUCCAUUCCGUACUCUUCUUCAACAUUGCCUCAUACAUCAUCUUACAGUCUGAUGAUGGGAGGAUUUGGUGGUGCUAGUAUACAGAAGGCCCAGUCUUUGAUUGAUUUAGGAUCUAGUAGCUCAACUUCCUCAACUGCUUCACUCUCAGGGAACUCGCCCAAGACUGGCACCUUAGAGUGGGCAGUUCCUCAGCCUUCAAGAUUAAAAUACCGGCAAAAAUUUAAUAGUCUUGACAAAAGCAUGAGUGGAUACCUCUCAGGUUUUCAAGCCAGAAAUGCCCUUCUUCAGUCAAAUCUUUCUCAAACUCAGCUAGCUACUAUCUGGACUCUGGCUGACAUCGAUGGGGAUGGACAGCUAAAGGCUGAAGAGUUUAUCCUUGCAAUGCACCUCACUGACAUGGCCAAAGCUGGGCAGCCACUGCCAUUGACUCUGCCUCCUGAGCUCGUUCCUCCCUCCUUCAGAGGAGGAAAGCAAACUGACUCAAUUAAUGGAACUCAGCCUUCAUAUCAGAAGACACAAGAAGAAGAACCUCAGAAAAAAUUACCAGUUACCUUUGAGGACAAGCGGAAAGCCAACUAUGAGCGAGGGAACGUGGAGCUGGAGAAGCGGCGCCAAGCCUUGAUGGAGCAGCAGCAGCGGGAGGCAGAACGCAAAGCCCAGAAAGAAAAGGAGGAGUGGGAACGGAAACAGAGAGAACUACAAGAACAAGAAUGGAAGAAACAACUUGAAUUAGAAAAGCGCUUGGAGAAACAGAGGGAAUUGGAGAGACAGCGGGAGGAAGAAAGGAGAAAAGAGAUAGAAAGACGAGAGGCAGCAAAACAGGAGCUUGAACGCCAGCGUCGUUUAGAAUGGGAGAGAAUUCGUCGACAGGAGCUUCUCAAUCAAAAGAAUAGAGAACAAGAAGAAAUUGUCAGGUUAAACUCUAAGAAGAAGAGCCUUCACCUUGAGUUGGAAGCACUGAAUGGCAAACACCAACAGCUCUCAGGCAGGCUACAAGAUGUCCGACUCAGAAAGCAAACACAAAAGACCGAGCUGGAAGUUCUAGAUAAACAAUGCGACCUGGAAAUUAUGGAAAUCAAGCAACUUCAGCAAGAACUUCAGGAAUAUCAAAAUAAGCUCAUUUAUUUGGUACCUGAGAAGCAAUUAUUAAAUGAAAGAAUUAAAAACAUGCAGUUGAACAACACACCUGAUUCAGGGAUCAGUUUACUUCAUAAGAAAUCAGUAGAAAAGGAAGAAUUAUGCCAAAGACUUAAAGAACAGUUAGAUGCUCUCGAAAAAGAAACUGCAUCUAAGCUGUCAGAAAUGGAUUCAUUUAACAAUCAACUGAAGGAACUGAGAGAAAGCUACAAUACACAGCAGCUAGCCCUUGAACAGCUUCAUAAGAUCAAACAUGACAAAUUGAAGGAAAUUGAAAGAAAAAGAUUAGAGCUAAUACAAAAAAAGAAGCUAGAAGAUGAGGCUACAAGGAAAGCAAAACAAGGAAAAGAAAAUUUAUGGAGAGAAAGUCUUAGAAAGGAGGAAGAAGAGAAACAAAAGCGACUUCAGGAAGAAAAAACACAAGAAAAAUUGCAACAAGAGGAGCAAAAAACUGAAGAGAAACACUGUGAGACAGCUACUGCUUUGGUGAAUUAUAGAGCAUUAUACCCCUUUGAAGCAAGGAACCAUGAUGAGAUGAGUUUCAAUUCUGGGGAUAUAAUUCAGGUUGAUGAAAAAACCAUAGGAGAGCCUGAUUGGCUUUAUGGCAGUUUUCAAGGAAAAUUUGGCUGGUUUCCAGGCAACUAUGUAGAAAAAAUGCCAUCAAGUGAAAAAGCUGUGUCUCCUAAGAAGGCCUUACUUCCUCCUACAGUGUCUUUAUCUGCUACCUCAACUUCUUCUGAACCACUUUCUUCAAAUCAACCAGCAUCAGUGACUGAUUAUCAAAAUGUAUCUUUUUCAAACCUAACUGUUAAUACAUCAUGGCAGAAAAAAUCAGCUUUUACGCGCACUGUGUCCCCUGGGUCCAUAUCACCUAUUCAUGGACAGGGGCAGGUUGUAGAAAACCUGAAAGCACAGGCCCUUUGUUCCUGGACUGCAAAGAAAGAUAACCACUUGAACUUCUCAAAGCAUGACAUCAUUACCGUCUUAGAGCAGCAGGAGAAUUGGUGGUUUGGGGAGGUACACGGAGGGCGAGGAUGGUUUCCGAAAUCUUACGUCAAGCUCAUUCCUGGGAGUGAAGUAAAGCGUGGAGAACCAGAAGCUUUGUAUGCACCUAUAAAUAAGAAACCUACCUCCACAGCCCAUCCAGUUGGAGAAGAAUAUAUUGCACUUUAUCCAUAUUCUAGUGUAGAACCAGGAGAUUUGACUUUCACUGAAGGUGAAGAAAUACUGGUGACACGGAAAGAUGGAGAAUGGUGGACAGGAAGUAUUGGAGACAGAACUGGAAUUUUCCCAUCAAACUAUGUCAAACCAAAAGAUCAGGAGAAUUUGGGGAAUGCUAGCAAAUCUGGAACAUCAAACAAAAAACCUGAAAUUGCUCAAGUAACGUCAGCAUAUGUUGCUUCUGGUGCUGAACAACUUAGCCUUGCACCAGGACAGUUAAUAUUAAUUCUAAAGAAAAAUACAAGUGGGUGGUGGCAAGGGGAAUUACAGGCCAGAGGAAGAAAACGACAGAAAGGAUGGUUUCCUGCCAGCCAUGUUAAACUUUUGGGUCCAAGUAGUGAAAGAACCACACCUGCCUUUCACGCUGUGUGUCAGGUGAUCGCUAUGUAUGACUAUGUAGCAAAUAAUGAGGAUGAGCUCAAUUUCUCCAAGGGACAGUUUAUUAAUGUUAUGAACAAAGACGAUCCUGACUGGUGGCAAGGAGAAAUCAACGGGGUGACUGGUCUUUUCCCUUCAAACUAUGUGAAGAUGACAACAGACUCAGAUCCGAGUCAGCAGUGACCCAAUGUUGUCUUCCAGUUGUGAAAGCACCCCAGAGACCCACUAUCCAAGUUUGACUCUAGCCUGGAGGCAGGGCAGGCAGCCCUGAUCAAAUAUCUCCUACACAAUUCAGUUACUUCGAUUGAAUGUUAGAGCCACUUGUGAUUAUUUCUUUGUGUUUCUAAUUUACAGUUAAAUUUUAUUUGUAACAAGUUCAAGGAUAGUGGGUCUUUGUGUGGCUUUCCCUUCUGUUCACUCUGGCAUCCUUUAGCAUUUUUCUUCUCUUUUAAUUUGGUAAUUAGAGGUCAUUAGCAUGCAUAUUGAGUUUGCCCUUACUUGGUGGGAGUUCAAACACACAAAGACCCACUAUUUGCACAAACUGUUCUUUCUGGUUCGGAAUGGGCUGCUGUGCUUUUCUAAUGUUAUUGCAACAUGUAUAUUCAUUACCGAAUUAAGAUGAAGUUUGCUUAUGUUCUGCUAUUAUGUUUGAUCUAACCCUAAUCACAGUGAGCUCUUAAUUGGCUCAAUCUGCAAUUCGCCCUCAAGUACGCGCUGUUUUCUCUGUUACUUUCUAACAUGCCACUAGGAGUACCAAUAUUUAGAUUUGUUUAAAUGCCAAGAACUGGAAAUAACCUUUUCUCUACUUUCUGUGUAAUCAGAGUGAAGCAAUAACAUUUGUAGGGCGCUUCUGUUUUCUCGUGGAAGAGGAAGGUGACCUACUGUGGCAGGUGUGUGCAGAAUGGAAUAUGCUAAGCCUGUUUAAAUUGCCUAAGAGUGAGUGCGGUACUUUGGAAGUUCCUUAGGAUCUUUGUGUGCUCUGGGCUAAUGAAGAUCCUGCAUCGUGUGCUGUAGCAUAUGGUGUUACUUCUUUAUUGAUAAACUGAAGAUACUGUUCUUCAGAAAUGAAAGGUGUGCAUCAACUGCCAGAUAUACACCCUUCCCUAGCUGAGGCAGAGCACUUGUAUCUAUAUACUAGGUUCAGAAUUCAUGUUAUGUAUUUUCAUCAGGUAACUACAUGUCCCAGUACACAGAGGGACACUGGUUAGCAUUCUCCGUGUCUUUAGUAAAGAUCAUAAGGACUCUGUGAGGAGUUUUAAGUGCCCCUGAAGCAGGCAACAGGCUUUAGCUAAGAAGGACUCAAGAGUGAAGGCAGGGGCCGGGGACAUAGCUCAGCGGCAAAGCGCCUUCCUGAGAAGCGUGAGGUCCUGAGUUCAUUCCCAGUUCCAAAAAAAAAAAAGAGUGAAGGCGGGAUGCCUGCAGCCUGCCUUCCUCCGUGUCCCUGCAGCUUCUUGGAGGCCAGGAGAUUGAUUUUACCAUCCCAGCUCCCGGCUGAUCUCUGCUGUUCAGCCACAUCAGCUACUUGUACAUAGGAUUUUCUUUUUCUUGAGUGGAGAACACUCUAGAAAUAACAGGCACUGUUAUAAACUAAUAUAAAUAUGAGAGUACUUAGCUGAGGCAAAAGGGAGUUUUAAUAGACAGUAUUAAACUAUAUUUGAAAAUCAGUGAGUUUAUGCAAUUCAAAAUGUUUACAAACUACAUUGCAGUCUACUGUUUGUGAUUAAGUAUUAUCAGGAAAAGUGUACAUACAAUCAGUCUUAUUUCAUCACAUAGUUCUUUAAAAAAGAAAAAUGUUUUUAUAUCUCUCAGCUUUAAGUUAGAGGCAUAUUUUGUGCAAUAUUUAUGUUAAUGUGCCUAUGCAUUAUGAAUGGGGAUUAGCUCAGUCGUACAUUGCUUAAAUCAUAACUUUACAAAACUUGAGAAAAAUUAGCAAGUUAGUUAAAACUUCACAAAGUUCAAAUAUCUGUGCUCCAAAAUACUUUACAUUAUUGGCCCUAGGGUGAUAUAUAUGUGUGCUCCCUGGGGUGGAGAUUUCUGGUUAUUAAAGCACCUCCUUUUGUACUAUUUGGCAUUGCCAUCAUACUUUUAUAAAUAAGACAUUGAUAGGAAAGCAAUAAUACCCUUUUACAAGUGGGUAACAGAUUUGCCUGCAGUCUCUAAAAGAGGCUGUGCAAACAUUGAGUCCUUGUGAAUUCGAGUGACUUUUCCAAAUUCUGUGGUUGGCUGGUCUUACCUUUUAUCUCCUGAACUUUCCACUUUUGCACUCUUAUAAUUGAGUUCAGUUUAACGGCAAUUACUUUAAAUACUGAGGUUAGAAAUCAGAUCACUGUUAAUUAAUCACAUUACUUGAUAUCACAUUUUUUCCUUAUAAGUUUGAAUUUAGGCUUUCCUAAUACACUGAUAAAUCAUUUUAAAGAGAUUCUUGUAACUCAAGUCACUUCACUUUAACACUGAUAAAUAUGGAUUAUUAGCAGUGACAUUCAGUUUGAGCUUAGCACUUACAAGCAAUCUGAAAGUCACGUGUUCAUCAGGUACUUGUGGAUUAAAUCACAUGCUGGCCCAAUAUUUAAGCUGAAUGUCAGUCUGGAAAAUAAACUUAACUCUGUCAACUGAAAUACAACUCUUUAUGUAGGUAUUUCGCCACCUAUUUAAGAGAAAGCUGAAAAGAAAAGAUGUAUGACAUACACUCUUAACUCGAGUCCUUCAGAAGUGCAUGAAGUCCUCAAUACCUCAUUCAGCUGUAUAUUUGUUCUCUUGCUCAUCCAUUAUAAGGUAGCUUUCAGUUUGCUUAGAAGAGAAGAGCUUACUAUAGAAUGUAUAGGUAAGAAAACAUCUAAAUAAAUUGGAACACUGUAGGAAAAAUAAAAAUACUUGCUUAUUUAAGGAUUGCAAUAUGUGAUAAUCAUUUUUUUCACACUUGAUUAGGCUUGAUGGGUUUUCCAGCAAUGAAAAAAAUCAGCUCUAAAACUAAAGCUGAUUUUUAAAGAAAAUUUAAAUCAACCCUGUCCAUU